GUGAGAGAGCAAAGGGUUCAAUGCUGAAAGAGAGACAAACAGGAGAGAAAGAAAGAGAGUUUUGAGAAAAAGACUGGAGGACCCUCUUGUGGUGGCUACUUAGAUGUACUUUUGACAAGAAAGCUUUGAUCUUUUGUUUCUUCUCUCUCUUCUCUCAGUUGGGUUUUGCUCCAGAAGGGACUUUGUCAUUUAGAAGUCCACAGCAAACUGAGUUUCUGCUCUGAUAAGCAUGGUCUGAAAAGGACUUGCAUGGCGACUCAUCGAAUUGGAGAGACUGGUUUGUAUGAGUCAGGACCUUCAAACCACCACCACCAUCUCUCAUAUGCAGUUCUUCAUAGCCUUAAUCCGACUAAUACAAGCUUCAAUAAUCAAGAAGGAUCUGCUUUUGAUUUUGGAGAGUUGGAGGAGGCUAUUGCGCUGCAAGGAGUUACAACCCACCAUGAUGAAGCUAAACCACCUUUAUACACUGCCAAGCCUGCAGCUACUUUGGAGAUGUUCCCUUCUUGGCCUAUGAGAUUCCAACGCACCUCUGGGAGUUCAAAAUCAGGAGGAGAGAGUACUGAUUCAGGGUCAGCAGCUAACACACUUUCAAGUCAAGUAGAGGCCCAUUUGGAGCCAGAAUCACCCAUAAGUAGAAAGGCAUCUUCAGACCAUCAGGCUCUUGAUCAGAAGCAUUUUCAUCAACCACAAACACCACCAACUACGGCAGCACCAAGGAGAGAUGGCCAGUGA
Ilex paraguariensis (yerba mate) is the source of this 732-nucleotide messenger RNA. NCBI's taxonomy places the organism in Eukaryota, Viridiplantae, Streptophyta, Magnoliopsida, Aquifoliales, Aquifoliaceae. The record is from the annotation of a GenBank genome assembly.